AUGGCAUCUUUAAUGAAAUUUCUUUGCAUUUUGGGUAUGAUCCUCCUCGUUGGAGCCGUCGUGGACGGAGCAGGAGAGUGUGGUAGAUCUUCUCCGGAUAGUGAGGCGAUGAAGCUAGCUCCAUGUGCAGGUGCGGCUCAGGAUGCUAACUCCGCCGUGCCUGGAGGUUGUUGUGCUCAGAUUAAGAGAUUCUCUCAGAAUCCUAAAUGUCUCUGCGCCAUUCUUCUAUCCGACACGGCCAAAGCCUCCGGUGUCGACCCGGAAGUUGCACUUACCAUCCCCAAACGCUGCAAUUUCGCUAACCGCCCCGUUGGUUACAAGUGUGGACCAUACACUCUUCCUUGA
Molecule: messenger RNA, 345 nt
Organism: Arabis nemorensis
Lineage: Eukaryota; Viridiplantae; Streptophyta; Magnoliopsida; Brassicales; Brassicaceae
Source: the annotation of a GenBank genome assembly